UUGCGUAUGCUUGUGUAUGUUUCCAUACACUGCACAGCGGGCAGCGGCGACGUUAUCGGUUUGCUUUAUUUUUCUCGUACGAUACGGCCGUUGGGAAGAGCUUUCGUUUGGCGGGAUUACGGAUAAUUCAUCGAGUCGCUGCUCUUCCACUCCCAGAUUGUAAAACGAGUAAGCCUAAGGUGAUAUCUAACGCAGCCUUCCUGUGUAUUUCCAUAACCAAUGUUAGUGAUCAUUACGAAUGACAACGAUAUAGUUGGAAUUGGAACAAUAUUUAUCAAAAUAAGAUUGCAAUAAAUGUACUCUGAAGGGGAAAAUAGGUGGAUAUGGUUUUACAUUACAAAUUGUUGCUUUAAAACGGUGCUAUGAGCACGAUAUCCAUGUACGAUGGAUUGGAGCAAGAGACAAAAUCGAAUAAUAAUGCUCUGGAAAGCAGUGGAGGUACUAUAAAAAAAUUGGCCAGAGGGAUUUCGAGAGCGACUGAAAAUGCUGCCAUUGUAUCACAUGCUCGGUCCCAGCUCGCAACCCUCGGAGCUGUGGAUACCCCCGAAUUUACUUUUUCGUUACCAGACCUUUCUGUAUAUCCAGAUUCCUUUCGUCAGUUUUUGGAGAGAGAUUUAAUCGAAGGAGGAUGUCUAACAUCUUUGGAGACUGCUGGGCGAUUAAAUUGGUGGUGUAACGGUAGGAAUGGAGGAACAAGGGUGCUGUGGCCAUUGGCAACUACUGGAGAUGGUAAUUGUCUUCUCCAUGCAGCAUCUCUGGGAAUGUGGGGCUUCCAUGAUAGAUUGUUAACUUUAAGAGAUGCACUUCAUAAUACUCUUGCCAAAGGAGAAUACAGGCAUGCUUUAUUUAGGAGAUGGAAGUGGAGGCAAAUGGGAUUAAAUGCAGCAGCUGGGCUGUCUUACACAGAGACUGAAUGGUUAUUAGAAUGGAAAAGUAUCGUAGAUAUGGCAUCUGCUAAUCCACGAAAUCAAACCACUACAUCCUAUCAGAGUCUUGAAGAGGUACACGUAUUGGCACUCGCUCAUGUUUUGCGAAGACCAAUUAUAGUGAUAGCAGAAACGAUGCUAAAGGAUUCAGAAGGAAUUGCUAUAGCCCCUAUUCCUUUUGGUGGAGUUUAUUUGCCAUUGGAGGUGCCUCCAUCUCGAUGUCAUCGAACUCCAUUGCUGUUGGCAUAUCAUUCAGCCCACUUUUCUCCCUUGGUUACCGUUGAUGGAGGAAAUGAUCUUGGAGACGGUAGUGGAGAAGGUGUCAGUAUACCACUGGUGGAUCCAGAUACUGGGCAGCUUUUGCCAGUUUUGUUUGCUGUAGACCCAGGACCUGAUUGGGAUUGGACUACUUCAUCACAAGAUCUGCUACCAUGUCAUCAAGAUGCGAUGGAGAUUUUAAUAAAAGAUUAUUUAGAGUGUGAGUACCAAAUUAUAAUGACGGAUGAUAUAGAUAGACUGUCCGAUACUGAUGGUUCCUCUUCCGGCAAGAGCAAGGCAGCUAAGCAAUUGAUGGGAGUAGCAAAGCAAUUUGGUUCAAUUGGAAAAUCUGUUAGUCGAAAGUUACUGUCUAUGGGAAAAAGACCAAAGAGUCCACCUGCAUCAUCUACAGGUGUAGUUGCCGAAGGAUUGUUGUGUGUGCGAAUCAGAAGUAGGCGACAUCAAUAUGUUGACCAGAUGUUACAAAAUUACCUGCAAUGUGCCCAUGCCAGGUAUUUGCAGGAACAACAGAAGAACGGCGGUGGUACCGAAAUGAAUUAUGGAGCUGGUAAAUCGAAAUUUUAUACGGCCAGCGAUAGAGGAAGUCACGCGAGUGUUAGCAAAUUACUCCCAACAAAUCCUAACAAAGAUCGAACGCUCUAUCUCUCAAGGUCUACGUUUUAUAACGACCAGGCAACGUCACUUGAGUCUUCUACCCCAGAGCUUUGGAAUAACGGUAGUAAUUUAGGGGGAAUGGUAAGGCAGUGCCGCACUGAAGACUGUCAAUUUUUUGGCUCCCAGGAACACGAUUAUUACUGCUCGCAGUGCUGGACGAACAGGCGAUACCACUAACGAGCGUUUUCUCUCCCAUGACAAUCUCAGUUUUACUUAUUAGUAAGUAACAAGCAGUAUGUAGGAGUAACCCUAGCGCGUAAAGUACAGCUUGCGAACGAAUAAGAGUAACGCGCUUCGCAGGCCUUUCGCUACGAGUUUUUUUGUUCAUUUCUUUCGUCGGCGCUUUUAUUUAUUAACAUUUAUGUACCCCGAAAACAUAUCGCGUACCAGGAUUUCAAACAUGUUCGAUAUGCGUUGCCAGAACUGCAACGCGACAAGUAUGCAACCUUUUUAAUGAAGAUUCGGUCUAGGAUUUUUUAGAUUUGAAAUUAAGUCAGCUGGUUAUCCACCGGUUAAACAAUAAUUAAAAAUGUAUUAAUGAACAAGUUGAAAGUGCCUUGUUUCGUACAAGCAGAAGGUAUUUGUUGAAAUUCCAAGAUCAGUACCCGUACCAAUCAGCACCUGUAUGAAUUUUUUUUCUUCGUUAAGGGAAAUGUUUUCGUUAUUUUCACUUGAUCUUUUAAAAGAUUACCUAACCCUUUCCGCUCGUUUAUAAUGUAAUUUUGCGUUUAUUUCUAAUGCAUAAUCCAAGAUGUUAAGAGCAAUAUUCUUAAGGUCAAAGUCAAGAGAAGGUGCAGCGCGACUUCUCAUAUUUUUCUAUCCUUCUGAGACUCUUUGCAUCUCCGCUGUCCAAAGUAGCCCGAGAUGACGAAUGCGUUAAACGUAGCUUCCUAAAGGCAGAGUGAGUUUGAAUCGUCAAAGACGGAUUACUGGUCAUCGUAAUAUAUUUACAUCACCAUAGGUGAGAUCGCCUAAUGUAAUUAAUCGCUGUUCGUGUAUAUUCGCGUGUGUUAUAAUAAACGAGUAUUUUUUUAUAA
Molecule: messenger RNA, 2896 nt
Organism: Orussus abietinus
Lineage: Eukaryota; Metazoa; Arthropoda; Insecta; Hymenoptera; Orussidae
Product: OTU domain-containing protein 7B
Exons: 9
Coding region: 363-2036 (557 amino acids)
Biological process (GO): protein K48-linked deubiquitination; protein K63-linked deubiquitination; protein K11-linked deubiquitination
Cellular component (GO): nucleus; cytoplasm
Molecular function (GO): zinc ion binding; K63-linked polyubiquitin modification-dependent protein binding; cysteine-type deubiquitinase activity
Source: RefSeq, a predicted model, not a curated record